This is a messenger RNA of Caenorhabditis auriculariae, 827 nucleotides long. The record is from the annotation of a GenBank genome assembly. NCBI's taxonomy places the organism in Eukaryota, Metazoa, Nematoda, Chromadorea, Rhabditida, Rhabditidae.
AUGGAAAAAUCAGAACCGGAAUGUUCAAUCAAAAAAAGGUUGCCUUCUAACGAAAAUGGGACGCCUAAAGAGCUACAUUCUUUACCUUGUAAAAUCGAUUACACCGGACCCGCCAACGUUUCUGGGUUAGUUUUUUUCUGAUGAAAUUUUUUAUUCGGGAAGUCGAUUUUUCUGAAAAUUGUUUUUGUUCUCCAGAUAUUUCAUUCGAGAAAAUUCCGCGGAUGGAAAAGAAAAAGAAGCGAAUUUUCGAGGGCGUGGGCUCCAAGGCGUCGACUACCACUUUCCGGAUGAUUAUAAACUAUACGUUUUGAAGAAGAGAGAAGGUUCGUGGUUUUUAUUUCCUGAUGGCUAAUUUUGAAUGAUUUUGAAUUUUUGUUCAAAUAGAUGUCAAGGACGGUUUCAUUUUUUAGAGAUAACUUUGUGGGGAGAGGGCUUUUUGAAAGCCCUCUCCCCACAAAGGAAAGGUUUUUUUCAAAAAGAAGUGUCAUUAAAAUCAGAGCAGAAAAAUAGUGAUUCGGAAAAAAACAAGAAAAUAAAAAAAAGUAGUCGAAAAAAGGCACUUUCUAGCAGCCUUACUUCUUUCAAAAACCUCGAAGUUUCUUAAAGUUCUUCUUUUUUAAUUGUCCAAAAACCUACUCUCAGAAAAUGCAGAUAUGGUCAAAAUGGAAAGGUUUCUAGGUGAUCGAGAUCAAUACGACAUUGAAGCCGAGUACAAGCAGGUGACGACGUGGGAGUGGGAUCGAUCUCCUGGCGCCGACGGAUCCAGAACUUCUCUCGCCCGCGCCUUCACUUAUCUUCAAGCUGCCAAGUUGCUGGCCACCGAUUAA